Molecule: messenger RNA, 1031 nt
Organism: Cannabis sativa
Lineage: Eukaryota; Viridiplantae; Streptophyta; Magnoliopsida; Rosales; Cannabaceae
Product: thioredoxin domain-containing protein PLP3B
Exons: 9
Coding region: 184-873 (229 amino acids)
Cellular component (GO): cytoplasm
Source: RefSeq, a predicted model, not a curated record
AAUAAGUCAUUCUUACAAAAUACUCAAAAUUGUGUAUUUUUGUAAUAAUUUUAUCUUUUUUUGAGUAUUUAUAAAAAGAUGUUCUCUUUCAUUUUUGCUCUUCUUCAACUGCUGUUCUACUCGCGGCUCGCCUCGCCUCGGCCAACACCUUCAUCAAGUGUAGAGUUCUGAAAAUUUCAAAAGAUGGAUCCCGAUUCAGUCAAAUCGACUCUUCAAAAUUUAGCUUUUGGAAAUGUAAUGGCCGCUGCUGCUCGCGAUUACCAAAAGGAGGUGAUUUCUCAGCAAAAGGCCCAGACAUCGAGCUCUGUCAACGAGGAGGUUGAUCUUGAUGAGUUGAUGGAUGAUCCUGAGCUGGAAAAAUUGCAUGCUGAUAGGAUUGCCGCGCUUAAGAAAGAAGUUGAGAAGCGAGAAGCAUUGAAGAGGCAAGGUCAUGGAGAAUACAGAGAUAUUAGUGAAGGAGAUUUCUUGGGUGAAGUUACCGGGAGUGAGAAAGUGAUUUGCCACUUCUAUCACCAUGAUUUUUACCGCUGCAAGAUUAUGGAUAAGCAUUUGAAGACCCUUGCUACUAAGUAUCUCGAUACAAAGUUCAUCAAGCUCGAUGCUGAGAAUGCACCAUUCUUUAUCACCAAGCUAGGAGUCAAAACUUUGCCUUGUGUCAUAAUAUUCAGAAAAGGAAUUGCAGUAGACAGGGUGGUUGGGUUUCAAGAUCUAGGAGCGAAAGACGAUUUCACCACAAGGGCACUCGAGAAUCUUCUUAUCAAAAAGGGUGUUAUUAGUGAGAAGAAAAAAGACGACGAAGACGAUGGAGAUCAUGAAGAUAGACGCCGUUCAGUAAGAACCUCCAUUGUAAAUUCCGAUUCUGAUUCUGAGUGAAAGUUUUUACUAAGCUAUUUUGAGCCUUUUAUAUUUCAAAAUCAUGAAUGUAUAAUUUUAUUUUCACUAGUUUAUUUUUGACCAAGGAAGCAAAUGUUGUUGAACUAAAAACUUGUGAAGAAGUACUUGAAAGGCAUGAACAACCAGUUUCUUUUUUA